UUCGGCCGCUGUGUGUGACAUAGAUAGGCGCAAUUUCCUCCUUCCUUUUCUACACCAUUUCUAUAAAAACAAAUGGAAAACACAGCUCGUGUUUUAUAUUAACAGCUGAAAUAAAAAAGAUUAGAUCUGUUUGAUGUACCAUCAGAUACUACUCACCAAGUCGUUGUAAAAGUUGUUGCAUUUAUUGUUCAAUUCCAGUUUUGUCGUUUACGACUACGAGAAAUGGAGCCGGGCAGUGAGUUGCGGGCGCGACGGCGCGGGCUUCGCGACAUUUCUAACACGCCUUCGGUGCCUGGAAUCCAGACUCCGUUGCACGGCAAAAGUAGUCAGUUCGACACCCCAGCGAAAAAGCGACCGCGCAUUGCGGCAGGGACGCCGGGGCCCAGUUACAAUGUCCAACCGAUGCGGAAUGACAACCUCAAGAGCGGGUUUGCGAAGAAGCCGCCUGUGGCUGCAGAUCCUGUCCUACCGCAACAACCGGGACGGAGAGCGCUGGGAACGCCAGGCCCAAGCUACAACACGAAUAUCCAGAAGAACAACACUAACAAUGUAGCCGCUGCUACGGCCUCCAUGAAUCAGCCGUACCCCGCCCCGCAUGAUAACUUGUCCAAGAACAGAGCUGAUCAACAACAAGGGCAGCAGCUGCAGCAGCCGCCCGCGUCUUUUCAGCCGCGAUUGCAAGAGCCCGUCGUGCCGGUAGUGCCGUCGAGUUCCUCCUUUUCGAAGCUGGUGGCCGCAAAGCAGGCUGAAAAUCCGUUCUGCAUCACAACCGGCUCGUCUUCACAAAUUCGGCAACCGCUGCAGAGUGGUGUAGCACCGUUUCUUCACACGAACACAAAUAGCACAUCUGGGGCUGGACUGUCUUUUGCCGACCGGUUAGUGCAACAGCGUGAAGCACAAAAAUCUGCUCGGGGCGCUAACCCGGCAACCCCGCCACGAAACAGCAACAAAGUUUUCGCCAAGAUUGAUGAGCCCCAGCGGAAACCUGGAACGCCGGGUCCAAGCUACCGAUGCGCGUCGCCGGGAGGAAAAGUGAAAGCUGGGAGUGGAACGCCUGCCUUUGGCAAUCGCGGGGGCACGCAACCGACGUUGCGAGACCGAGUGAUCGCGGUACGUAUAAAUGAUAUAACUUUUCUGCAUGAUGUUAAUGCACCUAACCAGUCUACAUCACUUGCGCUUGCCUGCGUCUUGUGGAUGUCCCCGCGGCACGCAAAGAUGAAAAGUGCUUGUUUUUCAGGAUUCGAAAACUAUCAAUCAACAUUUCCAUUGAGGUUGCAUCAGGAACCAAAUUGGAAUCGAAGGUGGAUGUGUGGAAGACUUCUUCAUCCUCUGACUUCCGGUUUGCACCGGACCAAUCGAACGCCGUACGGUUUGCUCCUUCAUCUGCGGGUUUUCCUGGACUAGCACCAGCACCGGGUAAGACUACAGCUGCUGCCGCAGUGCAACCACACGAGAAACGGCCAGUCAACCACGUAGUAGCCCAAGAAGUCCCCGGUCUGCUGGCGCACCACACGCCCGGUCGCUAUGCUGGCCUAGUCGAGCAUCCACAUCCGGGUCUCGCGCUGCAGCCACAGCAACUCGUGCUGCCGAAACGGCACGAGCAGCGCAACAUUGGUGCGGCUUCUGGCCUUGUCCAGUCCGCAAAAGAACAAGUUCCAGAGCCUAGACACAAGAACUCUCGCGCCGCCGGCCCAGGAGGGCCCGCUGCAGCACCGACGAGCAGCACGCCAUUCAGUCCCUUCAGUGCCGUGCAAGAAGUGGAGGAGCCGGUUUUUACGUUUUCCUCGGAGGAGGAUGAAGACGAGGUCAAGCUCCGGAACACCGGCCGCGCGUACGAAGGUACCGGAAGCAAGAAGUACAUGAAGGCGAUGAAAACGACUGACAUGCAGCGAAGUGUUCACUUCGCAAACACGUUUGAGAGCAAGGAGUUUCUGGUGCAAGAAGAGGAACCUCUUUUUGCGGACGACGGAGAUAUUAAAGAUGGUCCGAUUCAAACCUUCACUGACAAUCGCACGGAAGACGAGAAGCGCGAAGCCGCUCUAGGGCGACCACUCAUUCCGGCUGUGGACCUGACCGGCUUGGAAAAGCGGCGUCUGUCGCAGGUCCUGGGCAAGCUCUUCCCGAACGAUCCAGCGAGCCCGGACUUCGCGUUCCAAUCUCCCGUGGGCAGGACUCACAAGAAAAGCCGGUCAUCUGCAGCGCACCCGCAGGGCGGGGAGGCUGUGCGUCGUCCGGGGGAAAUGAAUUUGUUUUUGGCGUCGAAUGGGCACCAGCAAUCGCUGCAGAUCCCGUCACCGAGAUUCAUCGACGACGACGGUGAGGAGGAAAAUUUCGCAAACUUGAACUUCGAGCGCUCACCCGCCCUUUUCUAGGAUGAGGGCGGGAAUCAAACGACAGAUAGUACUGUCUGAUGCAGUUGUUGCAGGCACAAAAAAAAAUUAUGCACUUUGCUUCAGGAUCCAGAAUCAAUAUCAAAACACGUGUCCACCUUGGGACUCUAUUAACGCUGAACUGAUAGACUGUAUUUCUCUGAUUCCUUCUGAAAACCAAACCGUGAAGGCCGUCUCGGUCUCCUACAGACAGCUAAGUAUGCUCGCCAGCAUGGCUUAUGGGCUCGUCCAACGUGCGAGUAGGACA
Molecule: messenger RNA, 2637 nt
Organism: Amoebophrya sp. A120
Lineage: Eukaryota; Dinophyceae; Syndiniales; Amoebophryaceae
Source: the annotation of a GenBank genome assembly